This is a messenger RNA of Guillardia theta CCMP2712, 1237 nucleotides long. RefSeq lists its product as hypothetical. Bases 20 to 1141 code for a protein of 373 amino acids. The transcript has 16 exons. Gene Ontology annotation, molecular function: oxidoreductase activity. The record is from RefSeq and is a predicted model, not a curated record. Lineage: Eukaryota; Cryptophyceae; Pyrenomonadales; Geminigeraceae.
CCCCCCUUUGCCCUACCACAUGCUCCCCCCUGCCUGCCUGGGAUCAGUGCGGCACCUGCAGGUUCGAGCACAGACACACGCAAGCAGCUUCCUCCGCUCUCAGCUUCGUAAGAGACCAGCAUCCUCUCCCGUCUCCUGCGCCAUGAGCACAAACAUACAGGUUAUCCUGGGAACGAUGACAUUCGGCUGGAGUUAUUCGUCAUCAAAGAUUGAAAACCAAGUAGCGGGAAAGAUGCUCGAUGCUUUCUUCGAUGCCGGACACAAGGACGUUGACACGGCCUUGACGUAUGCGGGAGGGAAGACAGAAGAGAUGAUUGGAGCUUUGCUGGGACCCGACACUGAGAGAGCCAAGCGACUUGGGGUACUCGCAACCAAAGCCGGCCCGUGGCAGGGGAUGACAAUGAAUGGCAAUGGCGGCUUGUCACCGGAAGAGCUUCGAAAGAAGGUGGAAACAAGUUGCAAGAGUUUGAAGCGAGAUUCUAUCGACCUCUUCUACCUGCAUGCUCCUGACACUGCUACGCGCAUCGAAGACACACUCGCUACCGUGAACCAGCUGCACAAAGAAGGGAAGAUCAAGGCACUGGGGCUAUCGAACUUUCAGGCAUGGGAAGUUUGCUACAUCCAUCAGAUAUGCUCGAAGAACAACUACCUCUCUCCGACUGUGUAUCAGGGGAUGUACAAUGCAGUGACAAGAGAGGUAGAACGGGAGCUGCUGCCCUGCUUGAGGAAACUUGGCAUUUCUUUCUAUUGCUACAACCCGCUUGCUGGCGGUAUUCUGUCGGGCAAACACCAGAGAAAUGAAGACCCGUCGGCUGGUCGAUUUCAAAACAACAAGAUGUACAAGGACAGGUUCUGGAAGGAUUCUUUCUUCGAUGCUGCAGAGAGCAUUCAGAAGGCGUGCGAUGCAGAACAGACAAGCAUGGUCUCCGCGGCUUUCCGAUGGCUCCUGCACCACUCCAAGCUACAGGAUGGCGACGCGAUCAUCAUCGGGGCGAGCAGCGAGCAGCAGCUUGACUCGAACCUCAAGGCCCUCAAGGAUAAGAACGCUCUGUCGCCGGAGGUCCUCUCUGCCAUUGACACUGCCUGGGAACGAUGCAAGGCUGACUGCCCCUCCUAUGAGCGCGGAUCUUCAGCCCUCUAAGUCCGUCCGGGAGCCUCCCGGCCUCUGCUGGGAUGCCUCAGGCGUCUCUAAGUUCCCAAACUUCCCUUCACUGUGACUGAAUGACACGUUCAACUU